AUGGAGGGCGGCAAAAAAGUUCCAGACAAAUUCAGGCUGCUGGUGGUGGUGUUCUUUUCGGGCAAUACAGGGAAUGGGGAACCCUUCAACCCGUUUUUGGGGCUCCAGAAUCUGACCAUCACUGUCCUGUUUCGACGUCGUUCAAAGGGUUUGGCCUAUGUGGAGUUCUACUUGCAAGAAGCGACGCUGAAAGCCUUGGCGCUCAGUGGCCAGCCGGUCAAGGGCCAGGCGGUGCGUGUCCAGCCGAGUCAGUCGGAGAAGAACCGAGCGGCGCAGGCCGCCAAAGCAUCCAUCCAUUACACAGCACCCAGAGAGACACCGCUGCGCUUGUACGUGGGUGGCCUGACCGACUCUUUGGCAAACAUCUCAGAGGAAGAGCUGAAGAAGUUGUUCUCGCCCUUCGGCCACUUGGUCUUACUGCGAGGCUUCGCCUUCGUCCAGUUCAAGAACGCCUCGGAGGCCCGCGAAGCCAUGACGGCCAUGAAUGGCUUCCAGCUGGCAGGCAAAGAGCUCAAGGUGGGUAUUGCUCGGGAUGCCAAGAUGGACCGCGGAUCUCCAGGUUUCGUCAGGCCGGGUAUGUUGAAGGACGCCAACGAUCGCUUGGCGCUGAUGCAAAAGUUGCAGCGCGAUCCUCUCCAAGGAGGUGUCUUGUCUGCUGAACGGGCUAAGACCAUCAGCGCGCGCCAGGAAGGCCUCCUGGUGCAAGCUGGGGAUGCUUAUGCUGCGGCGGCGCUGAGUAUGGUGCUCCACACGGUGAGCCCUUGGAUCCCGACCUUCCGCUCUGAUGUCCGGAUCUUUUGCGUGACCGCUGCGAACGGCCAAGAGAGCGCCUGGCUGGGCGGCGGCGCAGACCUCACGCCCUACUACCUCACAGAGGAAGAUGUCAGAUACUUCCACGGAGUCUACAAGAACUUGUGCAACACAGCUCUUGAAGGAAUCCCCAACUUCUGCUAUACCUCGAUGAAGCAGGCAUGUGAUGAGUAUUUCUACUUGCCCGCUCGCCAAGAACACCGUGGGACUGGGGGAAUUUUCUUUGAUGACCUGCCUGUAGAUGAGGAGAGCCUUGGCUUCGUGGAGGGUGUCGUGGAGUCCUGGAUGCCUUCUUGGCUUCCCAUCGUGACCAAGAGGCGAGGUGAAGCAUACACUGAGAAGCAGAAGCAUUGGCAGCUGCUGAGGCGCGGGAGAUAUUUGGAGUUCAAUCUCUUAUACGACCGUGGAGUGAAGUUCGGUCUGGCAAAUGCCAACCCGCGGGUGGAGGGCGUCAUGGUCUCAGCGCCACCAAAGAUUGCCUUUGAAUACAAUCACAAGGUGGAGGAAGGCAGCGCAGAAGAGGCCUUGAUGAAGGUACUUCACGGCAUGUUCAAUCCAUCGCAAGUGAACUUGGCGGCCGACCCGGAGUUCUUCAACGAUAUCCAUGCAGAUGUCGAGCAGGAGUGCCGCAAAUAUGGCUCCGUGAUCAAGGUCUUUGCCGAUCAGGGCAGCAGCAAAGGAGACGUGUGGGUGAAGUUUGUGGAUGCUACCAGCGCGGCCAAUUGCCAGCGAGCAUUGGACAGGCGGAUCCCGAAACACACGGACCAUCGAGAGGCAAAAGUGAGCAAUUGGACCUAUUUGGUAUUUGAAGCUUUUCCUGUUGCAAUGUCUUUUCCAUGGGUGAUACUUGGCAUCAUGUGA
Molecule: messenger RNA, 1671 nt
Organism: Durusdinium trenchii
Lineage: Eukaryota; Dinophyceae; Suessiales; Symbiodiniaceae
Source: the annotation of a GenBank genome assembly